Molecule: messenger RNA, 2779 nt
Organism: Neogale vison (American mink)
Lineage: Eukaryota; Metazoa; Chordata; Mammalia; Carnivora; Mustelidae
Product: zinc finger protein 420-like
Exons: 5
Coding region: 65-2767 (900 amino acids)
Biological process (GO): regulation of transcription by RNA polymerase II
Cellular component (GO): nucleus
Molecular function (GO): RNA polymerase II transcription regulatory region sequence-specific DNA binding; DNA-binding transcription factor activity, RNA polymerase II-specific
Source: RefSeq, a predicted model, not a curated record
CCUCCCUCCCCACAAAGCAGAUCCCUCGUGAGGACGAAAUCUAGAGGUGGAGGCGAAAGCAGAAAUGGCCGGUUCUCAGGGACAACUGACCUUCAGGGAUGUGGCCAUAAAAUUCUCUGAGGAGGAGUGGGGAUGCCUGACCCACACUCAGCGGCAACUGUACCGGGAUGUGAUGUUGGAGAACUACGGACACCUCCUCUUCUUGGGUCUCACUGUGUCAAAGCCAGACCUGAUCAUGUUUUUGGAGCAAGGGAAGCAGCUCUGGGAUGUGAAGAGAAAGGAAACCAUAGGCUUCCAUCCAGCUGUAACUUCACAUGAGACCCAGAGUUACCUGCUAGAGUGUAGCAUAGAAGGUUCUUUCCAGAACUGGUCAACGCACAGAUACAAAGAUCAUGCUGUUGAGAUUUUAUACUUAUGCACAGACUGGGACAAUGCUGGGGAGAGGGAAGUGCCUCAAAGAAAUCCUGGACGAUACACCCAAACCAAGGAAAUGGCCCUUAAUGAGAAUGUCAAUACCCUAAAUGGUGAAGGAUAUAAACCGCUGCAGAAAGCCUCCCUUUUUAAGUCAACUGUUUCUGCAGAGCAGUGUGUUUCUGUCAGCACAACCUCCAAUCAGAUAGGCAACCAUAGCGAUUUGGGGACAGACCACUUGGAACAUCUGGAAAGUAACCUAGUCCAUGCUGAGAGUAAUGAUUUGAGCCACUUGGAAAAUAGGAUUGGUCUGACUUUAAAUCAGAGAUUUGGAAAUGAACAAAGUCCUCAGUGGGAUUCAUAUGAGAGGGACUUCACUGAGGAGUCGACCCUACAGUAUGACCAAAGGCUUUUCACUGGAGACAGAAUUACUCAAUGCACUGAAUCAUUGAAAACAUUGAACCAGGGCUCCAGUGUUCACCGAUGUGUCAGGGCUAGGUUUGCAGAGAACCAUUAUGAAUGUGAUAAAUGUGGGAAAGGCUUUCAUCCAAGCUCUAACUUCAGUAUACAUAAUGGUGACCAUUUGGGAGACAGUCUUCAUAAAGAUAAUGAAUGUGGGAAAGCUCAUAACCAGUCCUCCAGUGUUGCUGAUCAUCAGAGAAUUCAUGAGGGAAAAAGCCCAUUCACAUCUAAUAAACCAGGGACCAUGUUUAGUCAGUCCUCAAGCCUAAACAUCAAUGAGAUAAUUCCUCAGGGAGAGAAAACUUACAUCUUUAAGGAAUGUGGUAAAUCCUUUGACUGCCACUCAACACUAUCUCAACAUCAGCGAAUGCAUACUGGAGAAAAUGUAUACAAAUGCGAAGAAGCUGGUCAAAGUUUUAAGGACUGUUUAUCAACAAAUGGACAUUCGCAGAUCUAUUCUGGAAAGAAACCCUGCAAAUGUCAAGAAUGUGGCAAGGCUUUUAAUAAUCACUCAAGUCUUAAUAGACCGCACCAAAUUCAUAUUGCAGGGAAAAAUUACAACUGUAAUGAAUGUGCCAAAGCCUUUACAUCAUUGUCAAAACUUAUUCAACAUCAGAGAAUUCAUAGUGGAGAUAAACCUUACCAGUGUCAACAGUGUGGCAAAAGGUUUAACCACAGCUCAAGCCUUACUCGACAUCACAGAAUUCAUACUGGAGCAAAACCUUACCAAUGUCAAGACUGUGGCAAGACCUUCAAGAGGAGGUCACAUCUUUGUCAACAUCACAACCUUCAUAACGCAGAGAAACCUUACCAAUGUCAAGAAUGUGGCAAGAGCUUUAACUUGAGGUCAUCCCUUUUUCAACAUCACAGAAUUCAUACUGGAGAGAAACCAUACCAAUGUCAAAAAUGUGGCAAGAGCUUUAACCAGAGGUCAUCCAUUAUUCCACAUCACAGAACUCAUACUGGAGAGAAAUCUUAUAAAUGUCAUGAAUGUGGUAAGGCCUAUGCCGUCCGUUCACAACUUAUUAGACAUAACAAAAUUCAUACUGGAGAGAAACCUUACCAAUGUCAAGAAUGUGGCAAGGCCUUUAUCCACAACUCAAAACUUCUAGAACAUCACAGAAUUCAUACUGGAGAGAAACCUUACCAAUGUCAAGAAUGUGGCAAGGCCUUUUGUGACAGGUCAUCCCUUACUCAACAUCACAGAAUUCAUACUGGAGAGAAACCUUACCAAUGUCAAAAAUGUGGGAAGAGCUUUAACCGGAGCUCAUACCUUAUUGAACAUCACAGAAUUCAUACUGGAGAGAAACCUUACCAAUGUCAAAAAUGUGGGAAGAGCUUUAACCGGAGCUCAUACCUUAUUGAACAUCACAGAAUUCAUACUGGAGAGAAACCUUACCAAUGUAAAAAAUGUGGGAAGAGCUUUAACCGGAACACAUACCUUAUUCAACAUCACAGAAUUCAUACUGGAGAGAAACCAUACCAAUGUCAAAAAUGUGGGAAGAGCUUUAACCGGAACUCCUACCUUAUUCAACAUCAAACAAUUCAUACUGAAGAGAAACCAUACCAAUGUCAAAAAUGUGGCAAGAGCUUUAACCGGAGGUCAUCCCUUAUUCUACAUCACAAAACUCAUACUGGAGAGAAAUCUUAUAAAUGUCAUGAAUGUGGUAAGGCCUAUGCCGUCCGUUCACAACUUACUAGACAUCACAAAAUUCAUACUGGAGAGAAACCUUACCAAUGUCAAGAAUGUGGCAAGGCCUUUAUCCACAACUCAAAACUUCUAGAACAUCACAGAAUUCAUACUGGAGAGAAACCUUACCAAUGUCAGGAAUGUGGCAAGGCCUUUACCAGGAGGUCAGAUCUUUCUCAGCAUCAGAAAAUUCAUACUGGAUAGAAACCUUACCAA